This is a messenger RNA of Clupea harengus (Atlantic herring), 781 nucleotides long. RefSeq names its product guanine nucleotide-binding protein G(s) subunit alpha-like (gene gnas). Gene Ontology annotation, biological process: adenylate cyclase-activating dopamine receptor signaling pathway; sensory perception of chemical stimulus. Gene Ontology annotation, cellular component: cytoplasm; heterotrimeric G-protein complex. Gene Ontology annotation, molecular function: beta-2 adrenergic receptor binding; G-protein beta/gamma-subunit complex binding; mu-type opioid receptor binding. The transcript has 4 exons. The coding region runs from base 338 to 781 and encodes 147 amino acids. NCBI's taxonomy places the organism in Eukaryota, Metazoa, Chordata, Actinopteri, Clupeiformes, Clupeidae. The record is from RefSeq and is a predicted model, not a curated record.
UCGGGACAAAGAUGUAAAGUGAGAAGAAUUGACGGCAAAGCAAGAGGAACAAACAGAGAUAAGUGGCGAGGCUGUUUCGGACAUGAUAUUUUCUCGUUUUAAAACAGCGGACUUGAUGCCAAAACCUUUUCUGCGAGCGAACGAACAAGGCUGAGAUAAUAGCUAUUGGUCCCUAUCCAGUCCUGAUCAAGAUUCUGUUUUUAGGUUGACGACCCGUCGGUAGAGGUAGCGUAAGCCUCUACCUGCUCCGGAUUACUGUCAGUAUGAUGUUUCUUCUCGGUGACUUUUGCACUUGUCAUCUGAAUAAUAAGUAACGGUGUCGACCUCACGGGCAGCCAUGGGGAUGUGCCACAGCUUCAGGUCCAGGUUAUUAGGAUCCCAGUCUGCGCGAGCCUACACCGGGCGCUCGGGCGCUCCCGCGGGGUUAGAUGGCGAGUCUGGACCAACGGACAGCUCCGCCACGGACCCGCAGCUGCGCGAGCGCCUCCUGUUGGAGGAGAGAGCACGGGCUAAAGCCGGGGAAAAGCGAAGCCGGAAUAUAGACAAGAGCCUUAAAGCUGAGAAGAGAGAGUACCUGCAAACGCACCGGCUCCUGCUCUUAGGUGCUGGGGAGUCUGGGAAAAGCACCAUUGUCAAGCAGAUGCGCAUUCUACACGUCAAUGGCUUCAACGCAGAAGAGAAGAAACAGAAGAUUCACGACAUAAAGAACAACAUAAAGGAGGCCAUAGAGACUAUAGUAACAGCCCAUGACCACGCUGGCCCCUCCAGUCCCUCUAGCUAG